GUGACUAUCCCGCAGCACCGGAAGCAGGAAGUUAUCCGGCUCUCUCCAUGCCUGUGCUGGGGAGGUCAGGGGGCGGGGCUUAGAAAGAUGGCGGCGAAUCUAGCGAGGAGUAGGGUCUGGGGUGGAAUACAGAGAUGUGGACUGGCGAGAUACAGGAAGUACAGCAGCUGCGGCAGCGCGUAUCCCAGCAUCCCCCUCUCCACCCCUUUACCCAGACUCCCCAAGCCCAUCUUUGCCAAAGUCGAUGGGCAGGAGAAAUUCGAAACGAAAGUGACCACCCUGGAGAACGGGCUACGGGUAGCGUCGCAGAACAAAUUCGGCCAGUUCUGUACGGUUGGGCUCCUUAUCAACUCUGGAUCGCGGCAUGAGACUAAAUACCUCAGUGGAAUCUCACACUUUCUGGAAAAACUGGCAUUUUCAUCCACAGCCCAGUUUGGAAGCAGAGAUGAGAUUCUUCUCACGCUGGAGAAACAUGGAGGCAUCUGCGACUGCCAGACCUCCAGGGACACCACCAUGUACGCCGUGUCUGCAGACUCCAAGGGCUUGGAUACCGUAGUCAGUCUGUUGUCUGAGGUUGUUCUGCAACCCAGGCUCACUGAGGAAGAGAUUGAGAUGACCCGCAUGGCUGUACGAUUUGAACUGGAGGAUCUGAACAUGAGACCAGACCCAGAACCUCUGCUGACAGAAAUGAUACAUGCAGCUGCAUACCGAGGGAACACUGUGGGGCUUCCCAGGUUUUGCCCCGUGGAAAACAUCGACAAGAUCAGCCAGAAAACCCUCCACAAUUACCUGCACAACUACUACACCCCCGACAGAAUGGUACUGGCCGGCGUGGGCAUAGAACACGAGCAUCUAGUGGAGUGCGCCAAGAAGUACUUGCUGGGGGUCGCUCCUGUGUGGUCGUCGGGGAAGGCCAAGACCAUCGACAAAUCCAUUUCCCAGUACACGGGGGGGAUCGUCAAGGUGGAAAAGGACAUGUCAGACGUCAGCCUCGGCCCCACCCCCAUCCCGGAACUCACCCAUAUAAUGAUUGGCCUGGAAAGCUGUUCCUUUUUGGAAGAUGACUUUAUCCCUUAUGCCGUUUUGAAUAUGAUGAUGGGGGGCGGCGGCUCAUUCUCCGCGGGGGGCCCGGGAAAAGGCAUGUUCACAAGGUUGUACCUCAAUGUGCUGAACAGGCACCACUGGAUGUACAACGCUACCUCCUACCAUCACAGCUACGAAGACUCCGGACUUCUGUGCAUCCAUGCUAGCGCCGACCCCCGCCAGGUCAGAGACAUGGUGGAAAUUAUCACUCGGGAAUUCACUUUAAUGGCCGGAUCCGUCGGGGAGGUGGAGUUGAAUCGAGCCAAGACCCAGCUGAAAUCCAUGCUGAUGAUGAACCUGGAAUCUCGGCCUGUGAUCUUCGAAGACGUGGGCAGACAAGUGCUGGCGACCGGUGCAAGGAAGCUUCCCCACGAGCUGUGUGAUCUAAUCAACAAUGUGAAAGCCAGUGACAUCAAACGUGUGGCCACCAAGAUGCUACGCAACAAGCCCGCUGUGGCUGCCCUGGGAGACCUGACCGACCUACCGGAAUAUGAACACAUUCAAGCUGCCCUGUCGAGUAAAGAUGGACGCCUGCCCCGAUCAUACCGCCUCUUUCGAUAAUAUGGGCCCUCCCCUUUCACUUAUUAAUUUAUGCGACAGACUGAACUUUUGUACAGAGGCGGGAGACGUUUUGGUAGUCGACGGUCCCUCGUUUCGGAUUCUAAUCCAGGACAAGUUUGUGUGUAGUCGUAACAUGCUCACAGUAGCCUCCCAACUGGACACCACUGACGACUAACUGCACUGACCCUGGAUUGCAGGCGCCUAAUGGGUUUGGAUUUAUUAUGUUCUAUUUAGGUUUAUUUUGCCAAAGCGUUAAGCAACCCAUUUGUUUAGUUGCAAUUAAACAGGUUCCCAGGCAUCGUAUUGUUUGUAUGUGUCAGUGGAAAACCUGAAUCCGUUUCAGGGGUCUCGCACAACCCAUAAAUCUGUGAGUGUCAAAUAUGAUUUACUUGUUACAGGACCCAUCAUCCGGUCGGUUUCAACGAGCUUAAGUAUUGUAGAAUUACAACUCCCAGCCACUCUCCACUAGCACAGCUAAUGUAGGAAAGGGGCUGAGUAGUAGUUGUACAAUACAUGGAAUGCAGAACCCGGUUUAUUGAGAAGCAACUGUUAUUGUAAAGACAAGCUUACCUCCACCUCUUCAAUAAACAUGUACAUUUCAAUAUGAAA
Molecule: messenger RNA, 2253 nt
Organism: Xenopus laevis (African clawed frog)
Lineage: Eukaryota; Metazoa; Chordata; Amphibia; Anura; Pipidae
Gene: pmpca.L
Product: peptidase (mitochondrial processing) alpha L homeolog
Exons: 13
Coding region: 88-1644 (518 amino acids)
Biological process (GO): proteolysis; protein maturation
Cellular component (GO): mitochondrial matrix; mitochondrial inner membrane; mitochondrion
Molecular function (GO): metal ion binding; metalloendopeptidase activity
Source: RefSeq, a predicted model, not a curated record